Messenger RNA from Prorocentrum cordatum, 1755 nucleotides. NCBI's taxonomy places the organism in Eukaryota, Dinophyceae, Prorocentrales, Prorocentraceae. The record is from the annotation of a GenBank genome assembly.
CUUCCCCAAUGGGCCAGGCUGGCUCGAGCAGGCUCGCCCCCGCAGCCCCAUCUCAUAUGCCGUACCCUUGCGGGUGGCCCCUCCGCCCCAGGAGCCAUGGUUUCCCCCGCUGCCAGGGCGGUGGCGGUCCUGACCGACGCGGGCUUCGGGGCCCCUGAAGCGAGGCGAGCGCUGCGGCGUACGGGUGGCAACGUGGACGCGGCGGCAGAGGCGCUGCUGCGGGGCUCGGCACCCAGCGGCGGCAGCAGCGGCAUGGAUGGCGCGCUCGCGACGCUGGUGGAGAUGGGCUUCGACUCCGGCCAGGCGCGGCGGGCUUUGGCCGCCACUCACGGCCGGCUGGACCGGGCAACAGACCUGCUCCUCACAGGAGCCGUGCCCCCAGAUCGGCCGCCCGCGCCGCACGCCCCGCCCCGCCGCCGCCGCGACGGCGACCUGGCCUGCAGUGGCACCUCCGCCAGGGCGCCGGCCGCCACCGAGGCGGCCGGCGCUGCCGCAGGGGCCGCACCGCACUCGUGCGCCUGCGCGCCCCCGGCGCACGUGCCGCCCGAGGCCCCCAGCAGGCCCGCCAAACGGCCCAGGCUUGAGCGCCCCGCCGCAGCUGGCCUCGACGCCGCAACGCAGGCCGCGCCGGGGCCUGGCUCCUCGCCGCCGGGCGGCUCGUCCAGCAGCGCCGCGUCGGCCCCCGCCGAGGCCGCAGCCGGCGCGGGCGCCGCGCCGCCGGCGUCGGCGGCGGCUGGGGGCUCCGCUGAGGAGCGCCCUCUCGGCCUCGAGGCCCUCGCGGCGGGGCUCGUCUUCGGCCGACCGGCCUUCGGGCCGCUGCGGCCGCGGGGCGGCGGCCACCGCGCCAAGCUGAAGGGCCCGAGCCUGCGGUCGCGGAUCCCCGACAUGCUGAGGGAGUCUGUGGCCGGCGUGGAGAGCAUGCGCGGCGAGCGUGGGCUCAAGACGGUCACGCAGAUGCUGACGGACAGCUACUCGAACGGCCUGUUCAUGCACGGCCCGCCCUCGUCCGCGGUGAAUCGCCAGAUCGUGCCUGCGCUGCGCCACGUCUUCGCGGAGAUGGCCAAACUGCCCCCCGAGCACCCCAAGCGCGUCGGCUGCCUCACGGCGCUGGCGGAGGCGUGCACGGACUGCCAGCAGGUGCAGGCGCGGGAGAUCCUGCGGCUCUUCGGCGACCUCACGUCACAGAGCGAGACGUUUGAAGGGCAGCUGCGGUACUCGCUCCUGCGCGCGAAGGAGGCCGCGCUCAACUGCUACAUCACGGGCAGGCACCCCGGGUGCGACCUGGACCACACGCGCGCGCAGCCCUGGCAGCAGAGGGCGCACCUGGUGAGUGGCUACACCUGGCUGCUCGGCGAGGCCUUCGGGCUGGACGGCCUGGAGGCGGCGGGCGGCGACCGCUUCCUGCCGCAGGUCCUCGAGGAGAUCGGCGCGGUGGACCCCGCGGAGCUGCAGCGGCGGCUGGUGCGCGGGCUCUCCGUCAAGGAGUGGCUGCAGACGCUGCUGGCGGACGUCAACAACCAGGCUCGGCCUCUUGUUUGUUCCUCUGUCGUCGACCCGGGCUGUAUCUUCAAGUGGGUCUCACGGCAUCUCAGCCAGGAGGCGGCACACGAGGUCUUCUACGACGAGGAGCGCCUCGCGGAAUUCGAGGGGCAGGACCCCGAGCGCCCGACCAAGGAGAACCAGUUCCAGCCGUUCUUGAGCUGCCGCGUGCUGGUCGACAUGCUGCUGGCCACCGGCAUGCUCGAGAGGGCCUGA